This is a messenger RNA of Darwinula stevensoni, 2273 nucleotides long. The record is from the annotation of a GenBank genome assembly. Lineage: Eukaryota; Metazoa; Arthropoda; Ostracoda; Podocopida; Darwinulidae.
CGAAGGGAAGGAAGAAGGAACCAUGCUAGUCGUGCUCGCAGUUUCUAGCUCGAUAGGCUUCCUACGUGAGCAGAGAUGGAAUUCCUAGGUGUGGUGAUCCCCACGUCUGGCCUCAUCUUCCUCGGCUUCCUCUUCCUCCUGUGCAAAUAUUUCACUCAGACGUGGGGCACGUGGUCGAGGCAGGGGAUUCCCGAGGUGAAGCCUUGGCUUGUUGUUGGAAGCCGACCAACCGUCUACAAAGAUCAUCUGCACUUGGUGGACUUGGAGCACCGCCGUCGCUAUGGGAGGACGUGGGGUGAAUACGAGGGCCGUCGGCCUAUGCUGUUCACCACCGACACCGAGUUGGUGAAACUGGUCACCGUCAAGGAGUUCUCCUUCUUCGUCGACAGACGGGAUCUCGAUCUCAAACACGAGCUCUUCCAGAAUUCUCUCGACCAACUACAGGGUGAGAAAUGGAAGGCAAUACGAUCAUUACUAGGCCCAGGAUUCACAGGAGGUCGAAUGAAGACCACGGCCCCCAUGUUCCUGGAAUGCGCCAAGACCCUCACCGAGGUGCUCAAACGGGAUGGGGCUGACGGCAAGAAAGGACUUAAGCUUUCCAGGUAUUAUGGCGGCUUUGGAAUGGACGUAAUCGCAUGGUAUGGAUUUGGCGUGGAGAUUUCCUCUCUGAAAAAUGCCGACAACCCAAUUGUGAAAAAUGCUCUUCAUAUUUUUUCAAACGAAAAAGUCGACAACCCAAUGGUCCUACUUCCACUGUCGUUUCCGAAGCUAAUGCAUUAUAUGGACUUAUUCCCGCCGGAGCCGAGUGACUUCUUCGUGAAAGUCAUCCGGGAGAUCAUCGACGCUCGGAAACAAAACCCGGAUGCCGGAACGAGGAAUGAUUUCCUCGACAUCAUCCUCCAGGCUCUCAAGGAGUUGGAGGAUAAUAAGGAAUACCAGCGGAUGGGAAUAACGCAAAAACUACUUGAGGUGCAGCUGAUGUUGUUCUUCCUGGCCGGCUUCGACACGGUGAAGACCACCAUGAGCUUCACCUCCUACUACCUCGCUCUCCACCCCGAGAUUCAAUCCAAGGUGAGAGAGGAGAUCCUGGAUGCUAUCAAGGCAACGGACGGAGAGAUCCGACACGACACCUUAUCCAAGUUGCCUCUCUUGGAUGCAUGCAUCGCCGAGUCACUUCGCCUUCAUCCUCCAAUUAAUCGCCUCGAGAGGGUCGCUAAGCAUGACUUUCACUACAAGAACAUCAUCAUCCCCAAGGAUUCCCUGGUAAUGAUUCCUGCCUACGCGCUUCAUCGGGAAGAAGAAGAAUUCCCAGAGCCUGAAGUGUGGAAACCGGAAAGAUUCCUGGAGGAGAACAAGAAGCACGAUCCAUAUGCCUAUCUACCCUUUGGGAUCGGUCCCCGCAUGUGCAUCGGACAGAGGUUCGCGCAGGAGAUGAUGCGGUAUGCAUUCGUCCACAUUCUGAGAGAGCUGGAAAUCGUGAAAACAGCAGACACCCCGGAAAAGGUGGAAUACCUACGAGGCUUCCUAUUCCUGAUGCAACCGACCAACCUGCUAGUCGGAUUCCGACCUCUUCAUUGAUUUUUCUUCUUUGCUUCAUGGAUGCUACUUCUUCCCUGUGCAACCCGAGCAGCUUGGUUUUCGUUCAUUGUGCUCUUCAAUGGCACUAAAAAGGCAUUCCACGAGUUUGAGCUUCAUCCUAUUCAAUAGGUUAUCCUAUAUAGCAAGCAGAAUAUAAAGCAGGUGAAUAAUCAAUUGUGGCUCGGUUUAUUGCGAUAACGAAGAGGCCACAGACCGGAAUGGAAGUGUGAAUGCUGACGCAUAAUGACGUUCUUACUAGGUUUACCACAGGGCUUCCAUUCCCCGUCUAGUUAGAAAAUCUUGGAAUUUAGUUCCAUAGUUCCAGUUUGUAGUGAAGGCUACCUCUGAAAUAUGUUCGAUAUUGGACUGUUCUACUUAUUUUACAUGUACAAAUUCUUCUUUUUUCAUCUCUUUUUUUCUUCGCUGCAUUGGCUUCGAUAUUUCUUAUUCCCUCUUUUUUUUUUUUUUUUUUUUUUUUUUUACUUCGAGCCAAGUCGUUGGACUACUCUGGCCAAAUCCCACAUGAUACUUCACAUUCCAACUUCGUGCACGAACUUAAUUGCUUGGCUUUCAAACGUAUCGCAUCGCGUCUAAAAAAAAUUUUCUACUGCUCUCUUUUCCGACCGGGAUCCUUUGAAGGCAAUGCACUCAAAGACAUUCUCUGUAGUGAGUUUUUUUUUUAGCUCUGGAGCCAU